This is a messenger RNA of Corticium candelabrum, 2089 nucleotides long. RefSeq lists its product as uncharacterized. The transcript has a single exon. The record is from RefSeq and is a predicted model, not a curated record. Gene Ontology annotation, molecular function: ubiquitin-like modifier activating enzyme activity. Lineage: Eukaryota; Metazoa; Porifera; Homoscleromorpha; Homosclerophorida; Plakinidae. The coding region runs from base 251 to 1813 and encodes 520 amino acids.
CAACUCACGUCCAAAACAUGUGACACACACACACACACACACACACACACACACACACACACACACACACACGCGCGCGCGCGCGCGCGCGCACGCAUGCACUCUAUCUGUAUAGGUAGUACGUAUUGCAAAUUAAUGUCAAGAAAAAGUUUGAGGUUGCAUGCGCAGAAUUCUAGUGACGUCAUCGACGUAAUCAAACGAUAUUGAAAUUUCCGGUUUGGAUAGGCUCAAAACAGGGCUUGGCAAAAACAUGGACAGAGACGGAGCGGCUGGACAGGACGACGAGUGGGAUCAAUUACUGCGUCCUCACUUGGCUGAUGUGCUUUCUAGACCAGUAUCAGCGGUCAUCAGUGUAGGAGGUCUACCAGCAGUGAGGAUAGCCACGCCAGCAAUGCCAACUCCCCAAAUUCUGCAUGAUAAGCCCCACACCAAAGAGAGUGAGCCUGGAGCAAGCAUUCCAAAGCAGCGGGACGACAACAGAUCACAAGAACUUAGUGAAGUGUCUAAACCAGAGCCAGUAGCUGAGGAUGAUGGAACUCUAGUUGCAGCUUUCCCACAAAUUGAUUUUUUAGCUUCUAUACAAGCUGCACCAAAAUCUGGGCAGCUUGACGUUAGAAUACAAGACGAUGGAACCGUGUAUCAAUUCUACUUUGCAAAACAAGGAUCCAAUAUGGACGACUGUGUACACGCAGUGUAUGUUCGUUUCCCAUGCAUGCCUCCGCUUGAACAGCUAGAACAGCUUGCUAUGAGUAUCACAGAAGGUAGCGUUACUCCACUGAUGGCAGUUUUUGUCAGUGAGCAGAACGAUGCAGUCGAAACAGAAAUCCCUCCAUGCACUGUACUCAUCAAACCAACCAUGCAGUCAUGUUUCAAGCGAGCAGUCAUCUCUGGAGAUUUAGGUGCAUCACCGGAAUGUCCAAUGGCCCAGCAUCUGAGUUCAGAAGUGGUUUGUAUUGUUGGUUUGGGAAGCCGUGGAUCCCAGAUUGCUGUACAACUGGCCAAGGAAGGUGUUAGGCGCUUUAUCUUAGUAGACAAGAAGAGACUGACACGAGGUGAAGUGUCCAUGCACGCAUGCAGUGAAGACGAUGUCGGUCGUCUUAAAACUCUAGCGGUAAAACAGGCAAUUACAGCAGCAGUCAAUGAUGCAAUAAAACCUGCACAUAUAAAUGAUGGCAGAGAAGCUGAAGUUUCUACUUACUCUAUUGACAUUGCAAAGUACAGCACCAGUCCAGAACUUUUGAAUGACAUGAAGGAGUGUAAGUUAGUAAUUUGCACAACUUCUGGGGCUCAUACUUAUCAAAAUGUCAACAGUCUCUGUCUCGAACUUCAUAAAACAGCCAUAUUUGGUCUGUCCAGUUCCACAGCUGCACGAUGUGAGGUCACGAGGCUCAGAAACUCCCCAGAUUCGCCUUGCUUUGCGUGUACAUACACUCAUGACUCUCUACAGAUGUUCCAUCUGGCCACUGAGAAAUUUCGAGGGCUCCAGUGUGACAUCAUGCCUCUUGUAAACAUGGUGAGCAAGAUAGCUCUUGUUGAGCUUUGCAAGGGAAAGGACAGCAAUAUUGAGAGCCUGGGGAAAGACCUUGAGUGUGAUAGAUACAGAUGGAAGAACAGGCAAGAAUGUGAUCAGAAGCCGGACACGGUAGAUGUCAAAUGGGAUGAUCAUCAGAUCCUUGCUUGGCAGCCAGUUGCUGCAGUGAGAGACCUUGAAUGUAAAGUCUGUCAGGCGACACGAGGUAUUCUACCGUCUGGAGAGACAAAUUGGGAUGAAACAAAGUAUCCUACAUCUUUCUUCCGUGAAGACCAAGAUUAGAAGAAAUGACCAAACUUAAUGUCUAGUUUCCGCUAUUAUCAAUUGUUGAUUUCUUGCAUCCUCUUGUCAAAUAUUUCUUAGCUGUUUACUUGUUUGUGAUAUCACUGAAUCUAGCUGCAAAUAAAAUAUGUAAUAAUUUGCACACCAUAUCAAAAAAGCAACUAAGACACCUCAAAACCUUAUAACUCGCAGUAGUCAUAGUAAGAUAAUUAGAAUUAAACAAAAAGAGGAUACCAUAUUUUCCGCGAACAGUUUCUCAUGGGGCACAAUUUUUCA